Molecule: messenger RNA, 5043 nt
Organism: Peniophora sp. CBMAI 1063
Lineage: Eukaryota; Fungi; Basidiomycota; Agaricomycetes; Russulales; Peniophoraceae
Source: the annotation of a GenBank genome assembly
AUGGCCUACCUGGAGACGCCCUCGCGCAUCAUGCGGCGCUUUGAGGCGCAGGCGGGGAUGGACAUGCCCUCUUUGCCCUCGCUCCCCGCGUUCGACGAGGAACCGGAAUCCGGGCUGGAGGACAGCGAGGCGAGCCGACUGUUGUCGGACGACGAGCAGCCGCUGCAGUCUACGCCCGCGCCUACGUCCGCGCAGAACACCGCGCGGCUGAGCGCGCUGCAGAAUAGCGCGUCGAGCACGGCGCGGUUCGCGCAUUCGCUCGCGAGCCGCACGAGCCGGUCGCAGCUCUCGUCCAACUCCCAAUCUCAAUCCGCAUCCCAGUCCGCAUCGGCUUCUCUGCGCAGAUCGGGCGCGGGGAACGAGAUGAGCUUCAACGAUGUCAGUCCUAUUGCGGCGCGGCCGCGGUUUGGCGGGGUCAGGGAGUUGAGCCGGUCGGGGUCGUCGUUUGGUAGUGGUGGGGAGGCGGAUGAGUUGAGUUUGUCGGACGCGUUGAGGGAUCUGAGUAGUAAUAGUGUGCGGCCGGGUGUCGACACGCCGCAGUCGAAGAAGAGAGACUAUUCGGGGAUCGGGCUCAGUCCUUCUGUAAAGAUGUCGCCCCUCGACAAAAUGCGGCACAUCACAGCCCGCAAACCGCUCCCGCCCCUCCGCACGCCUUCUCUAUCACGCACGACGCCCUCGCCCACCAACUCGUCCCCGGCCAACUCCACGCCCCGCUCGAGCGCCUCGCAAGAUCUGCCCGCGCCGAUGCCCACGCUGCGCUUCGACUCGCCCAGCACCGUCCCGCUCCCGCCCUCCCAAGAGCCGUCGCCCGCGAACGUGCGGUACGAGCGGUCCAGCACGGGCGGGUCCAUCGCAGAAGAAGAAGAGGAGGAGACGCAUCACCCUUCCCAGAACUCAAAUAACUCGAACUCGCGCGAACCGACGUUCUCAUCCGAAGAAGCCAACACGCCCCAAUCGGCCCUCUCCCUCCGCUCCGCCCUCGCCGCCUCGCCCAUCCCCUCCAACGCCCUCUCAUCCGCAACACCCUCGACGCUAUACACGCCCACACCCGCCAUCGCGCCCCGCCCACGAGCGCGUUUCGGCGCCACCACCACCACUACAACCAAUGCGAACCUUAUUCCUGAGACGCCGCGAGUGGGAGGGGGAGGAAGUGGAGGGGUGGAAGACGACUUCACGACGCCCUUCGCCCGCCGCAGGAGUUUCCUAAUGGACGUCAUAAACUCGACCGCCCGCCCGCGCUUCGCCGCGCCGACGCCCCACCCGCGGCACGGGCCCGCGAUCUCGGAAGAACCCGAGAGUGUCAGCGUCGCCAGCGGUAGUAGCGGUAGCGCACGCCAGGCUAGUCAAAGUCCUAGCGUCGGGCAGCCCGGAAGCGGGAGUAGUGCGCGCGCGGCGAGUGUCGAGCCCGACGGCGACGCAGACGAGACGCUCGACGCGCCGCCGCCCGCGCGGCUGCCGUCCGCAUUCGUAGGCCUGACCCCGAGCGCCCGCCCGCGCGUCCGCUCCCGCGCGCGCCUCUCGCACCCCCUCGCGCGCACAUUCGCCCCCAUCACCUCUCCCUCCUCCAACGACCUCGACGCCGACAAUGAUCUGGAUGAACGACCUAGUUUCGCCUCGACAGCCUCCUCGCACGACCUCGUCCUCCACGCGCGCGCCAACGCCUCCUACGACCCCUCCACCGGCCUCGGCUCCCUGGGCCUCGGCCGCUUCGACGCCGCGAAGCUCAACGCAUAUCUCCACGGCCUCAACCGGCGGCUGCAGGAGGAGAGCGAGAGCCUCGCGGGGCAAGUUGAGGUGCUGAAGAGUGAAACUGUGGAGCUGGCGGAGGAGAACGCUGUGCUGGCGAUGCAGUUGGAGGAGGCGAGGAGGGCGGUUAGGAGGGGGAGUGGACAGCGCGGUAGAGUCAGUGACAUCGCUACUACACUACAGGGAGUUCAAGAGGAUGUGGGCGGCGAGGGAUGGAUGGAGGAGAAAGCGGCGCUCGAAGACGAGCUCGAGAACGCGCGGUCGGACGCCGAGCGCUUGAAUGACGCGUACGAACGCGCUGCGCGGGAAUUGGAGGAGGAGCAGGCUGCGCGCGCAGCAGACAGGGAGAAGUUCAGGGAGCGGAUGGGCGAGGUCGAGAGGGGCGUGCAGGGCAUUAUUCAGGAUUUGGAGGCGAGGGUCGAGGCGGCUGAGGCGCGGGCUGCUCAACAGGCCGAACGGAUCAAGGAGCUUGAGAGGGAGCUGGCGGAGGAGAGGGAUGCGCGCGCGUUCGAGCAUGCACGUGCAGAACGCGCCGAGUCGAAUCUCGCGAACAACGAGGACCUCGGCGGCGAGCUGCGCGCAGCCAACGAGCGCCUCGCCACCGCGCACGCCGAAGCCCGCGCCGCGCACUCCCAAAUCGCCACCCUCGAAUCCGAGCUCGAGCGCCUAACAGACGCCCUCGAAGACGCGCAAUCCCGCGCGCAAGACGAGCGCGACAACACGCGCAAGCUCCAAGAAGAGCUCGACGCGCGCGAGGCGAACCUCAGCUCGAUGGAGCACCACGUCGGCUCGCGCGAGACGGCGCUGCAGCAGCUCGAGGCGGAGCUCGCCGAGGCAAGGGAGUACAUCGCGGAGCUCGAGGCGGAGGGGAACGCGGUUGUUGAGCGGGUCGAGGUGUUGGAGGCGGAGCUGGGCGAGGUGGGGGCGUGGGAGGGGGAGAGGGGGGUGUUGGAGGAGGAGGUGGGGAGGGUGAGGGAUGAGGCGGAGAGGAAGGAGGAGAUGGUGAGGGAGAUGGAGGAGGCGCUGCAUGAGGCGGAGAGGAAGGCGAGGGAGGACGAGGCGGCUUUACACGAAUUACAGCGCAAGGUCUCGCACCUCGAACGCGAACGAUCGCGCCUCGAGCACUCCCGCUCCUUCCACAACGCCAACGCCCAAACCACCUCCACCUUCAACUCCGAUGAGGAGCGCGAACGCGAGCAAGAAUACGCCGCCCUCGAAGCCGAGCUCGAGUCCGCCUACCGCCACAUCGGCCAGCUCGAGUCGCAACUUUCACAAUCGCCAGCACGCGAAGCGCUCGAAAAAGCGCGCGAGGCGAGGAUAGAGAUGUUAGAGCGCGAGCGGGACGAGCUGGUCGAGCGCGUUAGGGUUUAUGCAAGGGGGAUGGGGCAGACGCCCAGUAAGAUAGGUGGUAUGGGAGGGUUGGGGAAUACGAGUAUCUCGCCGAUGCAUCGGGCGGUGCUUAAUAUGACUAUGCAUGCGCCGAGGACGCCGGGCGCGCCUUUACGCGACAUGUCCUGGCUCCACUCGACCGCCCCCGACCUCACGACCUCGCCCUACCUAUCCGAGAUCGCCCGGCUCCAAUCCGAGCUCGACAAAGCGAACCUCGAGAUCGACGCCAAGCUCGACAGGCUGAACGACGCGCGCUUCGGCGCCGUCGAGCUCACGCAGCAGCUCGAGGAGGAGCGCGAGCGGACGCGGGGCUUGGAGGACGAGGUGGCGCGGCUGGGGAGGAGGGAGGAGAGGAGGUGCAGGAGGCUGGGGAGGGUGCGGUGUCGCGGGUGUAGGAGUAGGGUUGAUGUGGGGGUGCUGGGGUUGGGCGGGCCGUUGGAUGCUGAUGAGAGCUCAAUCGUGGAUCAGUCGUCAAUGCUCUCAGUCGUAUCCGAUGCGCCCAGCCGUUCACCCGAAACGCUCAAGGCCGAGCUGCGCGCUGUGAACAAGGAGCUUACGCUGAUGAAGAAGCAAUGGCUCGACGAGAAGCGGCAGUUGAUGGGCGAUAAAGCCGUCCUGCAGGACGCGGCGAGCAAGCUCAACUCGCAGAUGAGGGAGGUCGAGCGGAGGGCGGACGAUGUGGAGCGUGCCGGCGAGCGUGAGCUCGAGGAAGCGAAGCGCACGAUCGCGGAGCUCGAGGACGAGCUUAAAGCCCAACGCACGCGCAUGCGCUCAUUGACGACCGAACAGUCCCGCGCCGAACGCGAGCGCGAGAGCGUGCUUAUGAAGCUCAAGCGUACGGAGUCGGAGAUCGUGGACGUCAAGAACGAGCUGCAGCGCUUGAAGGCGAAUAAUAAUGAGCUGGAGAGCGAGUUGCGCCUGAACACCGUUGCAGAGCAGAGGGCGCGGCUACUUGAGGCAAGGACGAACGAGAACGUCGAGACGAUCGAGCAGCUCCGGCACGAACGUUCCCAGCUCGCCUCCGAGCACAAACACCUCCAAGAGCGCUUCCGCGACGCCAACGAGCGCCUGAACAAGCUCCGCACAGAGAACGCAGCGACCCAACACUCGCUCGACGAAAAGCGCCACGCGCUCGACCUCCGCCUGCUCGACAUCGCCGACCUCAACGCCGCGCUCGCCGCGCGCGACGCCGCGUCCGACCUCGCGCACACCCGGGCGCGCGCCGUCGCCGAGCUCGAGUCCGACCUCUCGCGCGUGCGCCGCGCGGCCGAGGCGCUCGGGCGCGACCUGCGCGCCGAGCGCUCAGCGCGCGAAGAAGAGAUCCGGGCGCGGAAGGCGGUUGAUGGUGAGAAGAGGCGGGAGCUGGAGGAGGCGCGGCGCGCGGCGGAGAGGGCUGAGCGGGCACGGAAGCAGGUCGGCGCUGAGGUGAGGGUGUUGAGGGAGCGCGUGGGCGUGCUGGAGGGCGAGAAGAGGGGGUGGGAGGCGCAUGUGUGCGAGGCGGGCGAGGCGCAGAUCGGGGCGCUGAGGGCGCAGCAUAAGUUGGAGAGCAAGGGCUUGAUCGUGCAGAUCAAUUAUCUGAAGGCGAAGUUCACGCGCGAGAAUACGCUCAGGAUUGAUCUGGGGUAUCAGAAGCGGUAUUUGUUGGUGUUGCUUGCGAGGCACGAGCGAGGGGACGAGAAGGUACUCGCGGCUAUCGCCCGCAUCGGCUUCGCGCAACCCCAUCCGCCGCCCAAGACCAAACGGCGAAACCUUAAGCGACUCGCGCAGGCCGUCAUCUUCAUUCAACGCGUCAAACGCGCCAGCGACGCCUGGAGAAAGGAGUGCGAGGCGAAGCCCGCCAUCAAAGCCGCGCUUGACGAUGUUCGCCGUAGGAGAGCAAGGGAGGCGCGCGCAGGACCAUCUUCGUAG